UGUAGUGAGCGCAUUGUAGGGGAAAUUAUACAGUGGUGUUGGUUGGUGAAAGCUGUGAAAAAGAUCCAAAAAAGGUUAUAAUGGGCGAGAGAAUCUGAACCAAAUGAAAUUUAUUACCACUUUCGCUGCAUCCGAUUUCAAAUAUUAUUACCUCAAAACUGAAGAACAAAUUCUCCUUUCACUUUAAGCAGAGAAUAAUGGAUUGAUAUAUGGUAACUGAAUCGAAAUUUUGAUCAAUGGGGACAGACUUCCGUCCUUACUGUUGCUAAGCUUACCUUUUACAAGUGAUUAUCAAACAGUUAUGAAGAAAGUAUCUUCUCUGUUAUCUUUUUUUCCUCAUUUUUCUGCAGAUUUUUUCAGAAAUUAUUUUUUUCUUCAAGCUUCAUAAUAAUUCAACUAUUACAAUACAAUGGGUGCCAACAAUAGCCUUCUAAAUCCCAAUUCAGAUGAUUACGACAAAGCCUCUGUUGAUGAGGCAAACUCACCUGAUGCAGACAAUCUGAAAAGCGAAAAAGGAAAAACGAAGAAAAAGAAGAUGACCAAAAAGGAAAGCCAAACACGAUUGAAAGAUGAAAGCUUCAGUGUUAUACAUGAAGACGAAACAUCUGACACGAAGAAACCACAGACGAAGCUACCCAAACGACUUCUCUCAAUGGCAAAGGCGCCGCCUAACUUCAGAAGGAGACCAAAGAACGAUGCAAAGGCGGGUGAAGGUCUUCCGGAAGACGAACUGGACGAGACUGUUCAGAAAGUAUCGGGCUCUGGGAAAUAUCUGAGAGAGAAUCCUGAUUUGAUGGAACUUCAGCAAAAAAAUGAAGACCGACUGAAAGCGAGUAGAAGAGAACAAAUAACCGAAGAUCGGGAUUGAACUGUGUCAAAUUUCAAUUCUAUAUGAAAAUCAUCUCAGGGCUGAAGAAAUUUUAACAAGCAAUUCGGCUUAUUAUUGUUCCGACUUUCGAUACGAAAGUAACGGAAUAUUUGUGCUCGGGGUGGGUUUUUUUUUCUUCAGACAAGUUUCGACUUUUUA
Molecule: messenger RNA, 1027 nt
Organism: Symsagittifera roscoffensis
Lineage: Eukaryota; Metazoa; Xenacoelomorpha; Acoela; Convolutidae
Exons: 3
Coding region: 410-868 (152 amino acids)
Source: RefSeq, a predicted model, not a curated record